Neocloeon triangulifer is the source of this 972-nucleotide messenger RNA. RefSeq lists its product as uncharacterized. Lineage: Eukaryota; Metazoa; Arthropoda; Insecta; Ephemeroptera; Baetidae. The coding region runs from base 360 to 785 and encodes 141 amino acids. The record is from RefSeq and is a predicted model, not a curated record. The transcript has 2 exons.
CACGAGUGCAUUUUGUCUUCCCACGAUACGAUCGUCGUCCCUUCGGUGGACGGCGAAACAACUCCUACUUAUGAACUCGACUGGCAUUAGGAAGAAAGAAGCACACAAAUAAUAAAUAAAUACAAACCCACGCCCACACCCCUCUAUACUUCAAGUACAUCAUUGAUGGCGCGGCCCUCGAGUACGUCGACCGCCAGCGGCUCCUGGGUGUCCACGUGUCCAGUGACCUGCGAUGGAGCGUGCACACCGACACAGUGCGCGCCAAGGCCGCUCAGAGGCUCAGUUUCGUCGGCCGCAACCUUCAAGGGUGCACCCCCAGGGUCAAAAGGUUGGCAUAUCAGGCGCUCGUCCAACCUCUGAUGACCUUCGGACUGCCCGCCUGGCACCCGACCACUGUGGAGAACCUGCAGAAGCUCGAGCGAGUGCACCGGCAUGGGCUCCAUUUCAUCCACGGCCGCCACCUGCCGCCGCCUCUUGAGCAGAAGAUGAUGCCGAUGGCCAUGCACCUGCAACACACCGACCUGGUGUUCUUCAAGCGGUGCCUGAGCGGCGCCACCGACUUUGAUGCCAUGGCGCGCAUCACCGAGCGCCGGCCGCUCCGAGGAGAUGACCCGCAGCACCCCAAGCUGCAACCGGCCACCAUUCGGACCAAAUUCGCCGAGAGCGUUUUCUCCUUCAGGGUAGUGGAGCCCUGGAAUGACCUUCCGGCCGCCCUGAAAGACUGCCCUGUGGACCAGUUCCCAGCCCUCUGCAAAGAGUACCUGUGGCGGAACUUUGACCAGUGAUUUCCCCCAAAUGUGAUUUUCCCUCCCCAUUGAGGCUCGUUUCGGCAUGAGACUUCUUCUUGAUUUCGAGUGUUUUAGCAAAAUGUUUGCUAGAGGCGGCGCCUUUUCUUGUCCAAAAACAUUUCCCUCCCAAAAAUUGUUAUCUCAAUUUUUCUUUGUGAUCUGUGCAUAUAACAUGUAUGUAAUA